Jaculus jaculus (lesser Egyptian jerboa) is the source of this 3317-nucleotide messenger RNA. It is a transcript of the gene Svop, whose product is annotated as SV2 related protein. Gene Ontology annotation, molecular function: transmembrane transporter activity. Gene Ontology annotation, cellular component: membrane. NCBI's taxonomy places the organism in Eukaryota, Metazoa, Chordata, Mammalia, Rodentia, Dipodidae. Bases 318 to 1964 code for a protein of 548 amino acids. The record is from RefSeq and is a predicted model, not a curated record. The transcript has 16 exons. Gene Ontology annotation, biological process: transmembrane transport.
CCACAGAGAGAGAGGCUCGGAAGGGCUCGCCCCGCCCUCCGCAGCUCGCUCGGUCCUCCCCUCUUCCUCCUCCUCCUCCUCCUCCUCCUCCUCGCCUCCCACUCUCCGCGGUCUCCUGGCGGCAGAGGCUUUUGUCUCCAGGGCUGAUCCCUCCCCCCACGUCUCCCCCAACUCCCCCCGACACACACAGCUGCCUCCCCGGGAGGAAGAGGCGCGGGAGCUGUCCAUCAUCCCGGUGCUGAACCCCGGAGCGCUCCUCGCCCGCACGGCUACCAUGUAAGGACCAUGCAAAGGGCUGGUCCUGGCGCAGCGCGGACAUGGAGGAGGACUUAUUCCAGCUCAGGCAGCUGCCGGUGGUGAAAUUCCGUCGCACAGGAGAGAGUGCAAGGUCAGAAGACGACACGGCUUCUGGAGACCACGAAGUCCAGAUUGAGGGCGUCCGAGUGGGCCUAGAAGCAGUUGAGCUGGACGAUGGGGCAGCAGUGCCCAAGGAGUUUGCCAAUCCCACAGAUGAUACGUUUAUGGUGGAAGAUGCGGUGGAAGCCAUCGGGUUUGGAAAGUUUCAAUGGAAGCUGUCUGUUCUCACUGGCUUGGCUUGGAUGGCUGACGCUAUGGAAAUGAUGAUCCUCAGCAUCCUGGCACCGCAGCUGCAUUGUGAGUGGCGGCUUCCCAGCUGGCAGGUGGCACUGCUGACCUCGGUGGUGUUCGUUGGCAUGAUGUCCAGCUCCACGCUCUGGGGAAAUAUCUCAGACCAGUACGGCAGGAAAACAGGGCUGAAGGUCAGCGUGCUCUGGACCCUGUAUUAUGGCGUCCUCAGUGCUUUUGCGCCUGUGUACAGCUGGAUCCUGGUGCUCCGCGGCCUGGUGGGCUUUGGGAUCGGAGGGGUCCCUCAGUCGGUGACGCUGUAUGCAGAAUUCCUUCCCAUGAAGGCCAGGGCCAAGUGUAUUUUGUUGAUUGAGGUCUUCUGGGCCAUCGGAACAGUGUUCGAGGUCAUCCUGGCCGUGUUCGUGAUGCCCAGCCUGGGCUGGCGCUGGCUGCUCAUCCUCUCUGCCGUCCCUCUCCUCAUCUUCGCUGUUCUGUGUUUUUGGCUGCCAGAGAGCGCGAGGUACGACGUGCUGUCUGGGAACCAGGAAAAGGCCAUCGCCACCUUAAAGAGGAUAGCCACAGAAAAUGGAGCCCCAAUGCCACUGGGGAAGCUUGUCAUCUCCAGACAGGAAGAUCGGGGCAAAAUGAGGGACCUUUUCACGCCCCAUUUUCGCUGGACAACUCUGCUGCUGUGGUUUAUAUGGUUUUCCAACGCGUUUUCUUACUACGGCUUAGUUCUGCUCACCACGGAGCUCUUCCAGGCGGGGGACGUCUGCAGCAUCUCCAGCCGGAAGAAGGCGGUGGAGGCCAAAUGCAGCCUGGCUUGUGAGUACCUGAGCGAGGAAGACUACAUGGACCUGCUGUGGACCACCCUCUCCGAGUUCCCAGGUGUCCUGGUGACGCUGUGGAUCAUUGACCGCCUGGGCCGCAAGAAGACUAUGGCUCUGAGCUUCAUCGUCUUCUCGCUCUGCAGUCUCCUGUUGCUUAUCUGCGUGGGAAGAAAUGUACUCACUCUGUUACUCUUCAUUGCAAGAGCGUUUAUUUCCGGAGGCUUCCAAGCAGCCUAUGUUUACACACCUGAGGUCUACCCAACGGCAACACGGGCACUGGGCCUGGGCACCUGCAGCGGCAUGGCAAGAGUGGGUGCUCUCAUCACCCCGUUCAUUGCUCAGGUGAUGUUGGAGUCUUCUGUGUACCUGACUCUGUCCGUUUACAGUGGCUGUGGCCUCCUAGCCGCCGUGGCCUCCUGCUUCUUGCCCAUUGAGACCAAAGGCCGAGGACUACAGGAAUCCAGCCACCGGGAAUGGGGCCAGGAGAUGGUUGGCCGAGGGACACAUGGCGCGGGUGUCCCCAGGUCGAACUCUGGCUCUCAGGAAUAGUGACCUCCGGUAGCAGAGCUAGUCUUUGAGGCUGCAGAGCCCGGGGAGCUGGCAGAAUCCAGCGGGGCCACUCACAGUCACUGCCGACAUCAAGAACUCACCAGAUAAGGAUGACCUGGACCAACGGGCUUUUGUGUCUUCACUGUGUUUGACCAUGUCCAUCAAAGGUCCCCUCCCUUGGGGAUGAGGCAUUUGCUCCUGGUGGCGGGGGGGUGUCUGUGUGUAGGAGAAGUUCCUGAAUCAUCUGUAGGUCUGCAUGGGAGGGUCCUGGGCUACUGAGUGCCACCUGAGCAGACAGAUGCUAGAAAGAGCUACCCAGGACACACAGUCCAGGCCCAGACUUGUGUGACACCUGCCACCCACCGACCAACCUGUCCAGUAGGUUUCUCCUGCACCCCCGGCCCCAGGCUUUCUUCUUUGGAAUUACAGGUGACCUAGGUAUGUGGCCCAAGCAGCUUUUGCUCGGGCUAGGGAAACGUUCCCUCAUUCUUCCUGUCAAGCCCUCUGGAGUGCUCCUCAGGGCCUGCCCGAGUGGAGACUGGCAGGUGACUGUGUAUUUGAACUUCAGCCUUGUGGCUCCUCCGGGUCUCUUCUGGAGUUGCUGUCGCUGGCUACAGGGGGUCCAGCCAUGACUCUGGGGAAGAGAUAGUCUUGCACAACCUCAGACAGCAGUUUCUCAGCCCCUACCCCAAUCUGGAAAUCAGAGCCUGAGGCCCAAAGGAGGGGAGACUCAAGUCCAAAGCUAAAGCCAGAGGCACCUUCCGAAGCAGCCAAGGCCAGACCAGGGUUUCUUUCUGGACCCUUCCUCAGCUGCCCCGAAUGCCAACUCCCCGGGAAAUAAAGUGGCUGGCUGGGGCUUCAGGACUUUGACUCGUGGGUAGAGCGGCUGACCAACCAGGUGAGGAAUCUCAAGGGUGUGACGCUGACCUCAGGCUCUGAUCAGUCCAGGGGUCCCUGGUACAGAGCUCUGCCUUGCUUUCUUUGUUGCCCCCACUGUCCAGGCUGCCUUAGUCUGGCAGAAGUAAAAUCCUAGGGGCUCAGCCGCAAAGCCCACAGUCAGGACACCUGACGCGGAGGGGGGGACAGGGGUCCCAAGUAUAAACAUGUCCAUUUCAGGGGAACCGGGAGAGGCUGUCUCUGGAGGAACAGCUGGAGUUAGACUUUAUGUAUUCCCAGGUUCUGCAAUGCAUGAGCCAUCUCCCGCGGUGACAGAAGGGGUCCCCCCUAGGAAGAGGGAAGAAGUUGCCAGGUCCCAUCAAAGGCCAGAGGAAACUGACCCAUUGCUCGAUGUAAACAUUGCAAGGAAGUCAAAUGUGUGCGUUCAUCUCUUAUUAAAACUUGUUGGUGAAGGAC